CAGGAUGAAUGCUCCUUUCCAAGAUGGCGGCGGAGGGAGGAGGGAAGGAGAUGAACGAGAUUAAGACCCAGUUCACCACCCGGGAGGGGCUGUACAAGCUGCUGAGCCACUCGGAGUACAGCCGGCCCAACCGGGUGCCCUUCAACUCGCAGGGCUCCAACCCAGUCCGCGUCUCCUUCGUCAACGUCAACGACCAGAGCGGCAACGGCGACCGGCUCUGCUUCAAUGUGGGCCGGGAGCUCUACUUCUACAUCUACAAGGGGGUCCGCAAGGCUGCUGACUUGAGUAAACCAAUAGACAAAAGGAUAUACAAAGGAACGCAACCUACGUGUCAUGACUUCAAUCACUUAACAGCCACAGCAGAAAGUGUCUCUCUACUAGUGGGCUUCUCUGCCGGCCAGGUCCAACUUAUAGACCCUAUUAAAAAAGAAACUAGCAAAUUAUUUAAUGAGGAAAGACUAAUAGACAAGUCCAGAGUAACCUGUGUAAAAUGGGUACCAGGUUCGGAAAGCCUUUUCCUAGUAGCUCAUUCCAGUGGAAAUAUGUACUUAUAUAAUGUGGAGCACACUUGUGGUACCACAGCCCCACACUACCAGCUACUUAAGCAAGGAGAAAGUUUUGCAGUCCACACUUGCAAGAGUAAAUCCACAAGAAAUCCUCUACUUAAAUGGACCGUAGGUGAGGGUGCCCUGAAUGAAUUUGCUUUUUCCCCCGAUGGGAAAUUUUUGGCGUGCGUGAGCCAAGAUGGCUUUCUUCGUGUGUUUAACUUUGAUUCAGUGGAGUUACAUGGUACAAUGAAAAGCUACUUUGGGGGACUACUAUGUGUGUGUUGGAGCCCAGAUGGGAAAUACAUUGUAAUAGGUGGAGAGGAUGACUUGGUAACAGUUUGGUCUUUUGUGGACUGUCGAGUAAUAGCUAGAGGCCACGGACAUAAAUCAUGGGUUAGUGUUGUGGCAUUUGACCCAUAUACCACUAGUGUAGAAGAGAGUGACCCAAUGGAAUUUAGUGGUAGUGAUGAGGAUUUCCAAGACCUUCUUCAUUUUGGUAGAGAUCGAGCAAAUAGUACACAAUCUAGGUUAUCAAAAAGGAACUCUACAGACAGUCGUCCAGUAAGUGUUACAUAUAGGUUUGGUUCCGUAGGCCAAGACACACAGCUCUGUUUGUGGGACCUUACAGAAGAUAUUCUCUUCCCUCACCAACCUCUAUCAAGAGCAAGGACACACACAAAUGUUAUGAAUGCCACAAGUCCACCUGCAGGAAGUGGUGGAACUAAUCCAGGAAGUAAUGGAAACAGUAUCACAACACCUGGAAACUCAGUACCUCCUCCUCUUCCACGGUCAAACAGCCUUCCACAUUCUGCAGUCUCAAAUGCCGGCAGUAAAAGCAGUGUCAUGGAUGGUGCCAUUGCUGCUGGUGUUAGUAAGUUUGCAACCUUAUCGCUACAUGAUCGGAAAGAAAGACACCAUGAAAAAGAUCACAAGAGAAAUCAUAGCAUGGGACAUAUUUCUAGCAAGAGCAGUGACAAACUGAACCUAGUUACUAAAACCAAAACGGACCCAGCUAAAACUUUGGGAACACCUCUCUGUCCCAGAAUGGAAGAUGUUCCCUUGUUAGAGCCUCUUAUCUGUAAAAAGAUAGCACAUGAAAGACUGACUGUGUUAAUUUUUCUUGAAGACUGUAUAGUCACUGCUUGUCAGGAGGGAUUUAUUUGCACAUGGGCAAGGCCUGGUAAAGUGGUAAGUUUUAAUCCUUAAUGCUGCAUCAAAGAACUAGAACUUUGAAUAGGUAGUUUUCUCAAUAUACCUGAUUUUAUAUCCAAUAGGAUAUAAAAUUUCUUUAUGCUUAAUGUAAAAAGGUUAUUUCCUCAGAGCCAUACUUUUGGAUACUGCAUGCCAUAUUUCUGAAUGAUUUGAAGUGUCUUGGGGUACAUUUCUUAGUUGCCUUCCAACCAGAGAAAUACUGUAUAUCCAAAGUUUGUGUUCCUAUAUUUUCAAACUUUUUUAGUAUAAACACAACAUGGUGAAGACAAAGAUUUAAAAACUAGAUUAAAAGUGUUCAAUCGCUAAAGUAACAAUAUUAGUCAUUCACACAUUUUCCUGUGCUGCUGUUUUCUGUGUUUUGAAAUACUACUGCUUCGAGUCUACCAUGAAAUGCUAGCUUUUUUUUUUAGAAUUUAGGUAUCUCAUCUGAAAACUUAAGUGUUUAACACUACCUUUUUAUGGAUUUCUGGAAUAUUAAUAAAUGUCAGUCAACUUGUGAGCAAACUUUUAAAAACUCUCUGACCAUAUUGGGAAUAAUUUGCAGUAUCUUGCCUGAAAUUGUGUAUCAGUCCUAAAUGCAUAAUACAGUACUAAUGAGGUUUUCUGAACCUGUAUAAAGAUCUUGAUUUUUAUAGGGCUCAUUAUGAGAAGAAUCAUGGCCACGGUUUAAAAAAAAUUCUGCAUAAACAGCUUCAUGUUUGGUCCAAUAGUGUAAUUUUUACUAGUCAAAUAUGCAGGCAAAAAAAAAUUUUUAAUAGGUUUCUUUCAGACAAUCACUUCUAUCAAUUUAAGGUAACACAGUUCUAGGGUUUUUACCCUCCCUUGUAAAAGCCUCUUAAUCUUGAAUACAAUAUUUAUUUUGUCCAUUGCAUGGCAAAUUUUUCUUGUUUUGAAUGAGCCUAAAACUAAUUGCCAGUUUAUAACCUCAAGCACCUUCUAUGCCAAGAUAGCUUUGUUUAACAUUCUCUGGUGAAAUACAGUUCUGAGAAAAAUUACCUAACCAUAGAACCAGCAGGGGCUUGUGUAAAAAUGCAGCACUCAUUAGGCUAUUGCAUUCCUGGAGUAUUGGUCUUAAAUUAUUUGAAUAUUUUCCUAAUUGGACAAUAUAGAUGUAUGUAGUUCAUUAAUCCCAAACUACUUGAUUCUCUAGAGUCAUGUUUGUAGUUGGAGCAACCACUGUGUUCCAGAAAACUAAAAUACAACACAACUAACUUCAGAUUUCUGUUGCAAGGAAGUCUCAGAAUAAAAAAAAAAAGAAUAAAUCUGAUAAUUCAAAGUGGUGAUUCUAGCUGCUUUUAAACCCCAAGCACAUAUUGAAAAAGCUCUUUCUGUCUGGUUCUGAAAUCUGUCCUUAUAAUAUGCACACAUUGAGAACCCCUUCCACUCAGCAUCUGUGCACACUUAGUGGCUAGGUCUACUAAGUCCGAACAUAGUGUAUCUUUCUCUUAAAGGUGGGGAAAGGGCAUUACUUUACCUUUAAAGAUAUUUAGUACAUGAGAAUCAUUAACUCAAAAUAAUGAAGCUACAUUACACUGGAACUACUUUGACUUCUGUGAAUCAGUGCAAGUCACAAACAUUCUCAUGAAAGUAACUUUAAAGAUGUGCAUCAGUGUCUCAGCUUUCUAGGGUAGAAUAUUGCCAUUUUGCAUAAAUGUUAUCCCAGAUUGCGUGUGUAUUACCAAACACUACCCCUUCACGUUUUCUUUCUAUUAACUUAUAAAUUAGGUUUCCUUUAACUGCUGAGCGUAACUGAAUCCAUUUUUGUGCAUUGAUGAUUUAGACUACAACAUCUCAAAUAUUUCAGAUAUAGAGUAUGCAGUACCCAAAAUCAGGAUUUAUGUAUUUGGCUAAUAUGGAAAACUUUAAUUACAGGGUUUAUUGUCAUCCCAAAACCAGGCCAAUUCUCCAAGUGGAACUGUAGUAUAGCCAUCACACUACUGCUAGCGAAUCUUUGAACACAGGACAAGAAGUAAUGACAGUGGAACCAGGAGCUGUUCUUCAUGCAGAGAGCAUCAGAAAUUAUAAAAUGGCAGAGUGUAAACUUGGAAUUAUGUGAAUCACAUAAUACUUUGCAAAAUAAUAAUGUAAUGAAUUCUUAGUAUGACUAAUACUUCUAGGCUGCUCACCCAAAGAAGAAUUUUCCUUUUAAAAAAGAAAUGCUUCAUUUGGUGUUGCAGUAAAAAUUAUUUUUUUCUCAGUUUUCUUUAUACUUUUCAAGUUCGGUGUAAUUUAAUCUAUAUAUAUAUAUAGAGAGAGAGAGAGAGAGAGAGAAAGAUGUGUAAAAUAAAGUGUUUCUUAAAUCCAAGUAAGUUCAAUGGUUAUAUAAAUUAGUACUUCACCAUUGUUUGUUUUUGCACUGAUUUUUUUUAACCAGAGAUGGUUAGAAGACAGCCUGGAAUGCACUCAUGGAAAACGAAAGUCAUUACUUUCUGGCUUAAAAAUGUAAUUCAGGAAGAUGGAUGCUGCAAUCAUAGGUUUUUUUUAAUUAAAAUAAAAUUGUUUGCACUUAAAUAGUUUAAUGCUAGUAGAGAAUUACUUUAAAAUGGGUAUUCAGACACCCAGAAAAGCUAUGUUGUGGAGAAAAGAUAUCCUUUGUAUCUAUGAAACAUUUAUUUUAAUAUUGUUUCCAAUUGCAAUCAGCUCUGUAUUAUAUGUAUAAAUGUAAUUCAGUGAUGGGGAGGAAAAUGGAUCAGUACACUAGUAAUUUUCAUCAUCUAAAAGAUAUUUCUAAUUCUGAAAAUACAUAUUAAACUAUCUUGAAUAUGCAGUUUUGUUUACAUUCUGUUUUAAAUUGGAUCAAUUUUGAUGUAAUCAAUCUUUUGAAUUAAAUGUUGGGUACAGAAAUACACUCUAAUCCUUGUAGAACACAUUCCUUUUCAUUAAAACUUUUCGCAUCAGGAACACUUUCAUAUUUAAUGUUGCUUAAUUGGAUUAGGGAAAUGAAAUUAGAAAAUUUCACCUGCACUUCUUCCUAAUACAAUUUACCUCGGAAUACAUUUUCCAGACAUUAAAAACCAAUAUUUACUAAAAUAGGAGCCUCAGAUUUUUGCAGUAUAGUGAUUUCUUCUGAUGCCUUUUAAUAGUUGCAUUUUAGUGCAGUUUAAUACUGUACUUGUCUAAAAAUUAGAAGUUUUAAUCUUAAUUGUUGAAUUGAAUUGACUUUCAAGCUAGUGCUUCUUAUGUAGACAACUGUGAUAGUGUAGUAGGUGCAUACACUUUAAUUUUUACAAUCUAAAAUUAGGUACUAAAAUAGUGGAGUAGAUUGUAUUUUAGAACAACUUGCUGUGCUAAAAAAAAUCAGAUGUCCUUGCUAUCAAUUUAAAAUUUGAGGUAGAUAUAUCCAAGUAUUUUCAUAAUCUAGUGCUACUUGAUAGUGGUUGAUACUAAAUUGAUUUUUAUUAGCAAAACAGGCCAUUUCAUCCCUUCCAGUAUUUUCUGCAAGGGGGUGAAGAAUGCGCUACUCUAGAUCAAAAUCCAGCAGAAAGGGUGAUUGAGAUGAUAUGGUGACAUCUCACUUCCUCUGCCCUGCUUAAGCCCCUUCCGACUCUAUUGUUGGGCUUCUUCUGAACUUUGCAGAUGUGCAGGUAGGAGGUGAUAUAAGCAACAGCCUUCUUAGCUCUGCUCUGGGAUUCAUAUCCUUCAAAAUGGAAGGACUUUCCAAAAGUCAAUUUAAUGCUGAUACUGAAGGCAUGAUCUGGGCCUAAAUUACCAACAAACUUUAUCCCAGGUUCCAACAACAUCUUUGUUUAAAAUUUAUAGUUGGAUAGAAUUUUCUUUAAUCACUAAUACUCUACUGUCAUUUUAGAAUAAACUACAUAAUUAUACAUAGAAUUAUAGAGUUAGAAGGGACUACGAGGCUCAUCUAGUCUAACUUGCCAAGAAAGCAGGUUUGUUGUGUCUCAACCAUCCAAGACCAAUUGCUAUCCAGCCUCCUUUUGAAAGCCUCUAUGAAGGAGCUUCCACAGCCUCCCUAGGCAAUCGGUUGCAUUGUCCUAUUGUUAGGAAGUUUUUCUUGAGAUUUAGUCUAAAUCUGUUUGCAGCACUGGAGAAGCUCAAACUUUAGCAAGCCUCAUGUGGUUCUACAUACCAGUUUUAUAAAAGUUAAAGCCUCACUCCUGCUCCCACUGAAGAUAAAUUUUGCUGUUUACUUCAAUGGAAGAAUCAUCAGACCUGUGAUUUAUGCAGUUCAGGUUUAUUUAAUCCUUGAAUAUAAACAAACCAGGUUGAAAAUGUCAAUUUAACAAUCAUUAAAAUUCUAAUUUUACCUUCCUUAUUUAAAUGUCUCCAAAUUUGAUUUAGGUAAAUAUGGAAAUAGUGAGACACUUGGUUGCAAUAUAUUUUAAAUUCUUAAACUGAUUUUUAAACAUACAGUAGAGACAGAUUGAGUAUCCUAUUACCAAAUGCUCUGAGCCAGUCACCUCCUGGGUUGUAUUCAGAUCACUAACCAAAUUAGAAAAGACAAAGUUGUUACCGUCUGACAACCAUUCACUGGUCUAUGUAAAAUGGGCUGGUCUGUGGAUAGCUUUCUUUAUCAUGACACACAUUGAUUGGCACCAUUGGCAUAGAAACAAAGCACUGAAUAGAAACCAAUUUUCUGUCCAUCUUCUGUAAUAAGGGUUAAAAGUACUUUGUUUAGAAGAAACUCCUCCUUCCCCAUGUUUAGAAACUUCCAUGGCUGCACCCAAGUCAUAAAUUCUUUUGCUAAAUAGACUUCAUUUCUUGGUUUUGUUAUUCCCGCACCCUUCACAAGUCUUCUAGGUAAGAAGUAGACUUGAAAAUAUCACCCUUUCCCUAAAUAUAUUUUUAUUGUGACCAUGUUCUGUGAACACAACAAGCACUUAAAAGAAGGGUGUCAGUCUGUCCUGUUUUCAAGCUGUAAGACUCAUACUUGAAUGAAAUUGAUUAUCAUUUUGUCUCAAAACAAGCUUAGAGAAGCAAAGUAACUAGAACAAACAGUUUAAAUACUAUAUUUUUGGGUCAAGUAAUUGCAAAAAUCGAUGUCCAAAAACUAUUUACAUGUAAUUUUAAAAAAAUCCUAUGGGGAGUAUGAAAAUGAAUUGGCUUUCCACCUAACCAUUGCAGCACUGGGCUACUUGCCUGAGAAUUUGAAAGUGAAAUUGACUAGAAAUCAUAGAUGUGGAUAGACUAGGUAGUUUUAAACUGACAUGCAAAAAAGUAAACAGCAUAAAUACAGUCACUAUUUAAUUUGUCCUAUUGCCCUAUUCCAAGUGCUCUGGUAUUCAGAAUAUUAUUCUACAUUUGCAUGUAGAGACAACUAGUCUUAAACCUGAAAUAUUGAAUAUAGUUCAAAGGAUGAAAGGAAUUCUUCAGUGAAAGUGCGGUCACUUGAAAAGAUCUAUCUAUUUAAGACCUUAUUCAGCAAAACACUUAUGAGCAUAUUUAAUUUGAAGAGACUGGAGCAUGUGCUUAAUUUUAAGCACAUACUUGGGUAAUCAGUCCCUGCUCAACAAAGCACUCGUCACUCUCUUACCAUGGAAGGAACCCAGUCCAGCAUGCCUCAUUCAGAAUGAUCCCAGGAAAUACGCCCUUUACAAAUCUGCCUUUUAACAACAACCCCCAAAGUUUUGACAGAUCAAUAUUUGAACUCUGGAAAUAGACUGGCAAUUCUAAAGUCAGAUCAUGCAUCUUCUGGGUGUACAUGUUCAGCCUCUAGUGUGGAUAAUUGGUAUACAAUACAAAAAAAACACAGCAAGCCCUAUCAUUGCACAAUAAAAACAGUGAAUAUCCUAUUUUGAUUAUUUUGUAUUUUGCAUAAGUUGUGAUAUAAUUUAAAAUAUUUCAAUGUUUAUAUAGUGUAUUGAUCAGAACAAGACAUUCCUAAAAUUUUAGGAAACAAAAAAAAUCCCAAAAUUUUUAAACAGGAGGAGAAAAUACAUCAUUGCAUAUUGAACACAAGUCAUUUUUUGCACUAAAGCAAACUGAUUGCUGGGUGAGAGGAAAUUAUAGCAUGACUUUGCUUGGCAAGGUUACUCUAUAAAAUGGCAUUGUGGGGUUCCAUGUUUCUCAGUUAAUUCCCAAUUUGCUUAUUUUACAAUUGAAGAUUUUUCUAACUCCUAGCCAGACAAGCUCAAGCUGGGUUCCCUAAAUGUUAGCACCCUUCGUAAAGGUUCUGCAGGCCCAAGUAUGCCCUCAUUAACUUUAUGCAAUCCCCAGUGCUUUCAGGGUUUACAGUGACAUACUGGACUCUAUUUGGAAUUUAGUAAAUAGUUCUAGAAAUAGAAUCGAGCUCCCAUUGUUGGCUGUAUUGGUUCUGGGGGUCUAAAAAGAAGUAAAAGCAGAGUGUAGUCUAUGACAAUACACAAAAUCAAAAAGGUGCAUUUUUACAUAUAUUCAAAUCUGAAGAGACUACACUUAAAUUUUCAUACUUGGAACUAUGUCACUUCUGAUAACUGGUAUUCAUGCUAAAGCUAGUGAUUGCCACAUUGACAAGUUGGUGAAAAUGAGAAUUUUGCAUCUGAACAAAAUGAACAAGAUUGGACUUUUAUAUAGAUGAGUCCUUUUUUUAAAAGCUGCAUAUUAAAUUGUCAGAAGUAAAACUAAUGGCUUGCACAACUCUCUGUAUGUUAAUACAAAUUCCAGGUAGACAAAUGAAGGCAACUGCCAUGCAUAUGAAAUUAAAUAAAACUGUUUAAAGAUUAACUAACAAAUCAAUGUUGUAUGAGUUUUAUUAGUGCUGUAGAUAACUCAGGUAGCUAAUUUGUUAGCUUCCUCAGUUGAAACUUCUGAUGUUUGUAAAGCACUGUAUCUAUUUCAUA
Molecule: messenger RNA, 8536 nt
Organism: Mauremys mutica (yellowpond turtle)
Lineage: Eukaryota; Metazoa; Chordata; Testudines; Geoemydidae
Gene: WDR20
Product: WD repeat domain 20
Exons: 4
Coding region: 9-1754 (581 amino acids)
Molecular function (GO): protein binding
Source: RefSeq, a predicted model, not a curated record